AUGUCAGGUCAAUCUGAUCAAGACUUCUUUGCUGAAUUGGGAGAGAUAAAUGUUGACCCUCUUGACUUGUUGUUUCCACAAGGAUUCAAUGGAGAGGAGCAGAAAGAGAGCAAGGCCUUGGAUCCAUACAGUUUGGCCAUUGAAAUUAGGUUUGCCCCGACUGAUGUGGAGCUUGUGCUUUACUACUUGAAGAGGAAGAUAUGUGAGAAACGUUUUGAGCUGGAUAUUAUUCGCGAUGUUGAUGAUUACAAGUGGGAUUCUCAGGAGUUCCCUGAGCUAUCCCCAUUGGAGAGCGGCUGGCAAUGGAACUUCUUCGGUCCAAGGGAUAGGAGAUAUCACACUGGAGCAAGGUCAAAUAGGAAAACCCGACAGGGGUGGUGGAAAGCUACAGGGAGAGAUCGCAGUGUUGUGUACACUUCUCGAAAAGUCGGAGUUAAAAAGACCUUGGCUUUCUAUAGAGGUCGUGCACCAAGAGGAGAGCGAACUGAUUGGAAGAUGCAGGAGUAUACUUUGAGUGAAGAAGAACUCAGGGGACGGGCAAAUGUGCAGGAUUUUUAUUCCCUUCACAAGCUUUGCAAAAAAGGUGAAAUGGAUUUCAUGGAAAUUGAUCUCGGUCCACAGCCUAAUAUCUCCGAGACGGUGUGA
Messenger RNA from Populus euphratica (Euphrates poplar), 645 nucleotides. RefSeq names its product NAC domain-containing protein 86-like. Gene Ontology annotation, molecular function: DNA binding. Lineage: Eukaryota; Viridiplantae; Streptophyta; Magnoliopsida; Malpighiales; Salicaceae. The transcript has 2 exons. Gene Ontology annotation, biological process: regulation of DNA-templated transcription. The record is from RefSeq and is a predicted model, not a curated record. The coding region runs from base 1 to 645 and encodes 214 amino acids.